Penicillium bovifimosum is the source of this 1101-nucleotide messenger RNA. RefSeq names its product porphobilinogen synthase HEM2. Gene Ontology annotation, biological process: heme biosynthetic process. The coding region runs from base 1 to 1101 and encodes 366 amino acids. The record is from RefSeq and is a predicted model, not a curated record. Gene Ontology annotation, cellular component: cytosol. The transcript has 3 exons. NCBI's taxonomy places the organism in Eukaryota, Fungi, Ascomycota, Eurotiomycetes, Eurotiales, Aspergillaceae. Gene Ontology annotation, molecular function: porphobilinogen synthase activity; zinc ion binding.
AUGUCAUUCUCAAACUUGGUCUCCGACAUUGCCUUCCGUGAUGCUCGUCUUGAUGAUGGUAGCUCACAAAUAUCCCACGCCCGAUCUCAUCGAUCCCAUGCCACCGCUCGGUCAUAUACAAGCACCGCAGCAACAAGUGUCAGCAUCUCUGGCGAAGUUUCUAGCCAGCUACACUCUGGAUAUAGUCACCCCCUGACCCGAGCAUGGCAGGCUGAUAGGCAAUUGACAAAGGACAUGCUCAUCUAUCCGUUGUUUGUCACAGAUAAUCCCGACGAAGAGACGCUAAUUCCUUCCUUGCCAAAUCAAUACCGUCGCGGGAUCAACCGUCUGGUCCCCUUCCUUGCUCCCCUUGUCCGGAAGGGUCUGCGCUCAGUGAUGUUGUUCGGUGUACCCCUGAAUCCAUCCGCCAAAGACGCGCUUGGAACUGCCGCAGAUGAUCCCGAUGGUCCUGUGAUUCAAGCGAUUCGCCUUCUUCGAUCCCGUUUCCCUCAACUAUAUAUCACGACCGAUGUAUGCCUGUGUGAGUAUACGUCGCACGGUCACUGUGGGAUUCUGCGAGAAGAUGGAACCCUCGACAAUGCGCAAUCCGUUGAUCGGAUUUCCGAUGUAGCAAUUGCCUAUGCAGCGGCCGGAGCUCACUGCGUGGCUCCCUCAGACAUGAAUGAUGGGAGAAUUCGAGCGAUCAAGCUCAAGUUGAUUGAAGCCGGUGUGGCGCACCGCGUACUUUUGAUGUCUUACAGUGCUAAAUUCAGCGGCUGUUUGUAUGGACCCUUCCGCGAUGCGGCUGGCUCUUGUCCGUCAUUUGGGGACCGCCGGUGCUAUCAACUUCCCCCGGGCGGUCGCGGUCUUGCUCGACGUGCGAUACAGAGAGACGUGGCCGAAGGCGCUGAUAUCAUCAUGGUGAAACCCGCCAGCAGCUACCUUGACAUCAUCCGGGAUGCCAAGGAUUUAGCCCCGAUCUUCCAGUGGCGGGCUACCAAGUCAGCGGCCGGCGUGUUCAACCUCAAGGACAUGGCCUUUGAGAGCACUGAGGGCAUUCUGAGAGCAGGCGCUGGGAUCGUGGUCAGUUAUUUUGUUCCCGAGUUCCUCGACUGGUUGUAG